Sitodiplosis mosellana (orange wheat blossom midge) is the source of this 3414-nucleotide messenger RNA. RefSeq names its product protein argonaute-2 (gene AGO1). The record is from RefSeq and is a predicted model, not a curated record. The coding region runs from base 255 to 2960 and encodes 901 amino acids. The transcript is spliced from 13 exons. Gene Ontology annotation, molecular function: RNA binding; protein binding. NCBI's taxonomy places the organism in Eukaryota, Metazoa, Arthropoda, Insecta, Diptera, Cecidomyiidae.
GUGUGUAGCACGUUUUAACCUGUUCACUGGCCAUCUCGUUCUCUCUUGAAUAAAGGCCUCUUGUACUUCUACUGCCUGCGAAACAAAUCAGUUAAUUGAAUUUGAUUAGUGUUGCGACUACGAAGACGACGACAUUAACGGUAAUUCGGUGCUAUUGUAAAUAUUCCACAACAAGGAAGAAACAAACCAGCCAGUUUUGCAUUGCUCGUCUCCGAAAAAGACAUUUUUUGAAAGAGAUAACCUACCAAAAUAUCAUGUUGAACCUCAAAGGAAAUGCACCAACUGCUUCUGAGUCUGCUGUGAGCACAACGACAACAGCAACACCCGGACCAUUGACUGGCGUUGUAUCCGCAACAACACCGGCUGCACCCGAUCUACCCGUGUUCACAUGCCCACGCAGACCAAAUUUGGGCCAUGAAGGUCGUCCGAUAUUGUUGCGCGCCAAUCAUUUUCAGAUUUCGAUGCCACGCGGUUUCGUCCAUCACUAUGACAUUAACAUUCAACCGGAUAAGUGUCCACGCAAAGUGAACCGUGAAAUCAUCGAAACGAUGGUACAUGCGUACAGUAAAUUAUUUGGUGUAUUGAAGCCAGUAUUUGAUGGUCGCAACAAUUUAUAUACACGCGAUCCGUUGCCCAUUGGAAACGAUCGUUUGGAGUUGGAGGUAACAUUGCCGGGUGAGGGUAAAGAUCGUGUAUUUCGUGUGUCGAUCAAAUGGUUGGCCCAGGUUUCACUAUUCAAUUUGGAAGAGGCGCUCGAGGGUCGUACACGUCAAAUUCCAUACGAUGCCAUAUUGGCAUUGGACGUGGUUAUGCGUCAUUUGCCAAGCAUGACAUACACACCUGUCGGUCGCAGUUUCUUCAGUUCGCCAGAUGGCUACUAUCAUCCAUUGGGCGGCGGUCGUGAAGUUUGGUUUGGUUUCCAUCAAAGUGUACGACCAUCACAGUGGAAAAUGAUGCUUAAUAUUGAUGUUUCGGCAACUGCAUUUUACAAAGCACAACCAGUUACUGACUUUAUGUGCGAAGUUCUCGAUAUUCGUGACGUAUUAGACCAGCGAAAACCACUUACAGAUUCACAGCGUGUCAAAUUUACAAAAGAAAUUAAAGGCUUAAAAAUCGAAAUCACACAUUGCGGAACAAUGAGGCGAAAGUAUCGUGUGUGCAACGUAACACGACGUCCAGCUCAAAUGCAAUCAUUCCCAUUACAAUUAGAAAACGGACAAACGGUUGAGUGCACCGUAGCGAAAUAUUUCCUCGAUAAAUACAAAAUGAAGUUGAAGCACCCACAUUUGCCCUGUCUUCAAGUGGGCCAAGAACACAAGCAUACCUACUUGCCACUGGAAGUAUGCAACAUUGUUGCUGGGCAACGUUGCAUCAAAAAACUAACGGAUAUGCAAACGUCAACAAUGAUCAAAGCCACUGCACGUUCAGCUCCCGACAGAGAACGGGAAAUCAACAAUUUAGUACGUCGGGCUGAUUUCAACAAUGAUGCCUAUGUACAAGAAUUCGGAUUGACCAUUUCCAACAGUAUGAUGGAAGUACGCGGUCGUGUUCUUCCUCCACCAAAACUACAGUAUGGCGGCCGAGUGUCGUCGAUCAGCGGGCAACCAUUAUUUCCUCCACAGAACAAAGUUAGCCUUGCAUCUCCCAACCAAGGUGUUUGGGAUAUGCGUGGCAAACAAUUUUUCACUGGUGUCGAAAUUCGCGUCUGGGCUAUCGCUUGUUUCGCACCACAACGUACUGUACGAGAGGAUUCGCUGCGCAACUUUACCCAACAGCUACAGAAAAUAUCCAACGAUGCUGGCAUGCCAAUCAUAGGCCAGCCAUGCUUCUGCAAAUAUGCCACCGGACCUGAUCAAGUUGAACCCAUGUUCAGAUACUUAAAGAAUAGCUUUAAUGCACUACAACUUGUUGUAGUUGUACUUCCUGGAAAGACACCUGUUUACGCUGAGGUUAAGCGAGUUGGUGACACUGUUUUGGGAAUGGCCACACAAUGUGUCCAAGCGAAAAAUGUCAACAAAACAUCGCCACAAACACUAUCCAAUUUAUGCUUAAAGAUCAACGUUAAACUGGGCGGCAUCAAUUCCAUCUUAGUCCCAUCCAUACGACCAAAAGUAUUCAAUGAGCCAGUCAUAUUCCUUGGAGCUGAUGUGACCCAUCCACCAGCUGGUGACAAUAAAAAACCAUCUAUUGCUGCCGUUGUUGGCUCCAUGGAUGGUCAUCCAUCGCGAUACUCGGCCACCGUCCGUGUUCAGCAGCAUCGACAAGAGAUUAUUCAAGAGCUUAGCAGCAUGGUGCGUGAGCUCUUGAUAAUGUUCUACAAAUCCACCGGUGGCUAUAAGCCACACCGAAUCAUUUUGUAUCGUGACGGUGUCUCUGAAGGUCAAUUCCCACAUGUGCUGCAACACGAAUUGACCGCAUUGCGGGAAGCCUGCAUCAAAUUGGAAGCUGAUUAUAAACCGGGAAUUACAUUUAUCGUUGUUCAGAAGCGACAUCAUACGCGACUAUUCUGCGCUGACAAAAAAGAACAAAGCGGCAAAUCGGGCAAUAUUCCAGCUGGUACAACGGUCGAUGUUGGCAUCACACAUCCAACCGAAUUCGACUUCUACCUUUGCAGUCAUCAAGGUAUUCAGGGCACCAGUCGACCAUCACACUAUCACGUUUUAUGGGAUGACAAUCAUUUCGAUUCCGAUGAAUUGCAAUGUCUCACGUAUCAAUUGUGUCACACAUAUGUUAGAUGCACAAGGUCAGUGUCAAUACCAGCGCCAGCAUAUUAUGCACAUUUAGUUGCGUUCAGAGCCAGAUAUCAUUUGGUUGAAAAGGAGCAUGAUUCAGGCGAAGGGUCUCAUCAAAGUGGGUGUUCGGAGGAUCGUACGCCUGAUUCCAUUCCUUUUAUUUCAGGUGCAAUGGCCAGAGCUAUCACUGUACAUGCCGAAACGAAAAAAGUGAUGUAUUUUGCAUAAACAACCAACAUUUUUAAAGAAACCACAUACACACACCCAUAUAGAAACCACAUACACACACACACACGGAAAACAUCCCACAGAUUUGCUUCAAUUUUUUUUUUUAUAUAUAUAUUUUUAGAAAAAAAGAGAAACAAAGAAAUCAAACCCCUUAAAAAAUUCAAAUUAAUUUCAUCGAUUGAUCAGUUCACAUGCAACCAUUCACACAAACACAUAUUGAAAUAAAUUAAUUAUACCUAGUUUAAAGAAGAAAAACAAACCGUUAGAUGAUAGUUUAGCAGACAAAAAGAGAAUCGACCCAAAUGAACGAAAAUGAAACUCUCAAGCACUCAAACAGUUUAACAAAAAACGUGUAUAUGUAUUCUCUCGCUUUAUUUUCGGCUACAGUAAAUGUGGAUUCAAUCAAAAGAAGAAAUAUUGAAGAAUUAAAUGAAAAUGAAACACAUAUAAAAAA